Rhodofomes roseus is the source of this 3435-nucleotide messenger RNA. RefSeq lists its product as uncharacterized. Bases 1 to 3435 code for a protein of 1144 amino acids. Lineage: Eukaryota; Fungi; Basidiomycota; Agaricomycetes; Polyporales; Fomitopsidaceae. The record is from RefSeq and is a predicted model, not a curated record. The transcript is spliced from 2 exons.
AUGAAACGUCGUCUCGCUGCUGUCUUUGGCUCCCGCCACCGCUCAGGCCACUCCGACAUCGCCUCCUCCCAGGGCGACGACGCGUCUACCGCUCGCGACGACAACCCCCGCGACGACACGCACCAGACAAAGCAAACGACUCUGUCGCGUCCCAAAUCCAGCUUCUUUCGCUCGCUUUCUCGCCGUGCGCAGCCGCCCGCUGGCCCCCUGAUUACCUUGGAUGGCGAUCACCCCUCGUCUUCGUCUUCCUCCAGCGCCGGGCCCAGUACGCCGGACGACGAUGCGCGCAGCUUCGUGAGAGCAAAGACCUUCCUCUUCCAGACCGACGCCGCACCUCCGACGCAGACGGCUGUUCACGUACAGGCGAGUCUCAUUGUCCCGCAGACCUCCGGGAUAGACAGUCUUCAUGCAGCUCGUCUUGGACUGACACCUGCGCGCCCGCUCGCACAGGUCGAGCAUGACUCGGACGACGAGUCCUCCGGCAGUGAGUUUUCUCGAAGCAGUACGCACACCCCAACAGUCCUCUCGUCGCGCACUCGCGUCUUACAACCGGCCAUGACGACCCCGUCACCCGCAAGGCCGCUGUCUGCCGUAGACUACACCAGGGCACUCGCGAACAAUGGUCUCUCGCACCCCUUCUCGCCCCCGCCCCUCCUGCAUAUCGCCAACAGCCCGCUCUUCCCGCGUUCCUGCAACACUCACUCCCAGGUCUCGUCAUUAAUGACAGGCUCCCUUCGGACACAGCUCUUCCAGAAUCGUGUCCUGGCACGCCUCUCACACCCCAGUCGUGCCGACGAGCAGACUCUUCAGCGUUUCGCCGGCAAGUACCAGCCGCAGCCAAAGGGUCCCCAUCUCCAUCUGGACGACAAUGCCGUCAGUGGUCGUGUAUGCGCGCGGAGCGAGGGCCUGCGGCGAUGGGUCGACCGCCCAUGCUUCGAAGAUCGGCUUGCUGUGUACCGGCCCGCAGAACAAGGAGAAGAGUGCGAGCCUGAUAUGGAGGGCAUUGUGUGCGUGCCCGUGUCUGGAACUAUAUUGGGCGUUGCUGCGCUCGAGUUCAGUGAGCAUCUUGAGAACUUGGCAGGCCUCUACGACGAUUUCGCCGAGGAUAUGACGGUCACCGCAGACGCAGAAACAGACGCUGCCACCGAGGUUACCUUCACGCUGACCACCAGCCCAACCUUGGAGCUCCCGAAGGCGCAGGAGAUCCCCGCUUCCAUCGAAUUCCCCCGGAGGUUGUCACAGGACUUACACGCGGCCCCCGCACUGAACGUGGACGUCGGCGUGGGUGGGCUGGGCGAGCUGAUCGACUUCGAGCGAAAGCUGACCAUGGACAGCUCGCCGCCGCAGCUCACACCGCCUCUCUCGCUGACGUCGUCAAGCGUGACAUCCAGCCCGACGUCGAGUGGACCGCCGACGCCCACUGGGACCCUGCUCACAGGCGCAGCGGCAGGCAAUGCCAACGAUGUGAAGGAGGGCGUGAAAGGAGACGCGGGUUCGAGAACGCCGGGCUCAUCGCCCCAGCAGCCAUCAGGCAUCCUCUCCUCCUCUCAACAACGCCAGCAGCCAUACAAGGCAAUGCCGUCUCCUCUUCGCAUGGAGUCAAAUAUGCUCCUUCCCAACCCCUACUCUCCCGUCAAGCCGUCAUCGAUCUCUGGCUCCAGCACAUCGUCAACGUCGCCAACGCCCAGCACCAGCACGUCGACUGCCACUGUCACCCUCCAAGCCACCUCGCCUAGGCCGCAACAGAAGCAGGACAGCCCUCGGCCUGCCGUCCGCUUCGCGCCGUCGACGAAAGGCAAGGACUCUGACGAGUCGACGUCGGACUCGGACGCUUCGGAGAACGACCGCCAGAAGCGCAAGGACACCAUUCCUCUCGGUUAUGUCCAGCGCAUCAAGCAACAGCGUCUCGAGAAGCAGCGCUUCCUUGCUGCCGAGCGGGCACGGCGUGCGCAGGCCGAGGAGGUCCAACGGCGCGCUGCGCAGGCGAAGGCCGAGGAGGAGGCGCGUAUCCGAGCGGAGCGCCGUAGGGAAGACGAGGAACGACGGCGGCGGAUGUACCAGGAGGAGGUCAUCGCUGCAAGGUCGCGGCGUGAGAGCACCAAAUUCGUUUCCCCGCAACUGAGCAUGAGUGGGAGCGCUGUGGACGUGACCAUCGGUGCUGGCGCAGCGUCAUCGUCGGCGCUCGCAGCGAGAGGUAGGGAGCGGGAAAAGGCGGAAACGUAUCCGAGGCCUGUCUAUGACCAGCGGAGAGGCAGCGAGUCGAGCCAGGCUCGCAGCAGCGUCAGUCGCACGAGGGACGUGUCGAGGGAUCCGCCACCGGUCCCGCCGCUGCCGACGAGCCCGAGCAUUCGGAAUGCGUCGCCUGCACCUAGUGGCAGCGGGAGCGGCAGCCAGCGGGGCUCUUCAGCCCAUUCACAUCUCGCCCCUCCCCACCCUGCGGCCCUUGCUUCAGGCUCACGGUCGACUUCCGCGCCUGACGUGCGGCCUCGCGACAGGAGUGCGAGUUCCAGUCGGGGCGCGGCCAACCGCUCUUCGAUGGCAGAUAGCAGCCUCGGCGGGCGCGACCGGACGUCCUCGAAUCCGAACCCGGGCGUGUCGUCGCCGUCGUCGCAGAUGUGGAUGACGAGUCCGAUGAUGGGCAUGUCGCCGAACAUGAACAUGAACAUGAAUAUGAACAUGCAGAUGAACCGGAUGAGCAUGAUGGGGGUCCCGAUGAUGGCCGUGCCGAUGGCUGUCCCCGUCGCUGUCCCUGUCCAUGGCUACCCCAUGUCUCCCAUGCAGAUGGGCAUGGAGCCAUUGCUCCCGCCCACCCCGCCGUUCGUCAUGCAGCAGUUCGGGUACCGCCCACCGAGCCAGAACAGCCAUCGCGACAGCAGCGCGAGCAGCGGCCAGCGCAGAAGCCACAGCUCGAGCCCGACACCACCUACGCCACGGCAUCACAGCAAGGAGCGGUCGGAGCCGCGCUCGCAUAGCUCAAGUCCGACGGUCGCCCGUGAGCAGAAGGCUUCGUUCCCGCCGAGCUCUGGUCAGAGUGCAGUGCGGGCCAGCCAGCACUACCCGCCGGCGCCGUUGCCGUCGCCGUCGUCUUCGCGCCCGGUGGACUACAGCCAUCAUCGUCGCUCGAGUGCCGACAUGGACCUGCAUCGCCGAAGCAACCUGCAAGCACCACCGGUCACUGCUACACGCAGCGAACGCGGCGAACCUAGCAGGGAUCACAGGAACCGCGAGGACCGCCGCGCGAGCAAGGUACCGCCUGUGCCGAGUCCGAGUUCAAGGUCUUCGCGUCCCCAACCGUACCACUCUUCUUCGAUGCCCUCGCCCGCCUCGCCAUCGUCGCCGCCUGCCAUCGUCGUCGACCGGACUUCUCGACCGGUCUCUGGUUUCCAGAUCUUGAGCCGACCUGCGCAGCAGAGACGACAGACGAUCAUCUCAUGA